AUGGUGAUCCAGGGCAAAUCCAAACCAAAACCUCCUGAACGGCCCCCUCCCACCUCCCGUAUAACCAAAAUCACCUCCCUCCAACGAUUCCCAGAUAAAGAAUACGCUGCUACAAUCCUUCACGAUGUAGCCAAAGCCGUAGCACCGUUGAUGCACGAGAAUAACUUCAAGGUGGGAGUGCUUUGUGAAAUGUUCCCCAAGAAUGCCAAUCUCCUUGGGCUCAAUGUCAACAAGGGACAGAAGAUAAUGCUACGCCUACGGUACCAUUCCAAUGACAGGAGUUUCCUCCCCAUGACCGACAUCAUAGGGACGAUGUUACAUGAACUUACUCAUAAUUUAGUGGGGCCGCACAACGCGGACUUCUACCGCCAUCUCGACCGACUUCAGGACAGAUUUGACCAGGUGCGGUACCAACCAGAUCUCGUUAAAGGGUACGUCUGUGAAGAGAAUAAGUUGGGAGGAAGACGGUUGAACGUUAGGGAGCAACGGGUGAAGGCCGUGACGAAGUUUAAGAGUGAACGACGGAAAUUGGGGGGCGAAAAGAAGGAUAAGUUGAUUCUGGAAUUGGUACGAGAAGCAGCUGAACGGAGAUGGAAGGAUAGUGUGUGGUGUGGAGGAGUUGUGGAUUUGACGGGUGAUUUGGAGGUGGAGACUGAGACGGUGGGAGAUUUGGGGGUCGAGAAGGGGGAGACCGAGUUGGUGGGGGAUUUAGGGGUCGAGACUGUGGAUGUGGAGGACUUGGAGGCAGUGGAGGAGUCAGCACAGGGCCAAACUGAAGGUAAGGAUAAGGAAAUCAUAGUGAUAGAUUAA
Molecule: messenger RNA, 810 nt
Organism: Yamadazyma jaroonii
Lineage: Eukaryota; Fungi; Ascomycota; Pichiomycetes; Serinales; Debaryomycetaceae
Source: the annotation of a GenBank genome assembly